GCUUCCAGACAUGGUGGACUGGGAUCUGGGUCGUGUUUGGGGCCGUGCUGGGAGUAUCCCUCGGCCUCCUGAAUUGCACAUAUAUGGCCACGUUACAUGAAAACGAUCUCUGGUUCUCCAACAUCAAGACGUGACGGGAAUGCGGGAGGGUUCUGCCAGAGUACCACCUGAGCCUGCGUCGGCCUGGCACUGUGAUCUGGAGCCGCGGCGGCGUGGUGUUCCCCCACUUGCAUUGUGGCUUCUCCUGGAAAUGAGCUUCACAGGCGGCGUUGGGUCAGCUGCAUGCUCCUAGUGAUGUGGCUUCUGCAAAGCAUAGUUGCAUGGAGGCUGUAUCCUGUCUUGCUUUCAUGAGGAAAACAAAUGAUGAGGCAGCUGACCUUGCUGGUGAUGGAUAGUGUAGCUUUUUUUAAUGCAGCGUUAGAAUCUUCUGUGACUGUACAUUGUCCAUGGUAGACUUAGGGUUUGCUUAUAUGCUUUAUCAUAAGAAAAACAGCAUUACGUUCCUCUCCAUUUUGGAGCACUGUCAACCGUAAUGGUUCUUGUGUGAAUUGCUUUGAAUUGGGCUGAUUGCAGGUUUGCUGGUUGUCGUUGUUGCAUGAAUAACUGGGUAACUGUGCACCUGCCCUCCCUCACCUCCAAAUCCCGAAAGGUCGCUGCGGAGCUGGAAGCAGCUGUUGCCAGGCUUUGUAAAUUCAUUGUGCAUGAAAUAACUGCAGUGACAGUUACAGCGCCUUCCGGAGUUAUGCCGGGCUUGAAGCAGCUCGCGUUUUAAAUAUAUCAGCGGUUUGAAAAACGAUCUCAACAUUUUCCGAACAAUGUUCCAUGUACAUUCUUUUUUACGACUGAGGUCACAAGUGGCAGAGUGUAUCCUCCUUCCCCAACUGUGUUAUGGGAUCAGUCGGCUCUGUAGUGUCGAGCUGAGCAGAAGUCCAGCGCUGCUCGCAUUUGAUUCCCAGCUUUUAAAAUAUUACUUGAUAAGCUCUUUUUCUGGGACUGGAAGUGGUGAUGGGGAUCUGCAGCUUGCAAGUGGACAGGCUCACUUUUUUAACGAGGAGCGAUGGGUGACUCCGGGUCUUGGGAAAGGAGUUAGCGGGGUGUUUUGGGGGCAAGCUGCCGCCAGUUACUGAUUUACACCACUUCCUAAUGAGGCACCUGGUACGAGGCAGCAGGAAUGAAUCACAGCGGCUGAGGAAGGGAGGUCUGAUCGAACGGCGGCAUGGAUGUCCGAAGACGAGGGAAGUGCAAGCUGGGCGAUGCUCCAGGAACUUUCCAUGAUAAGGGAUCUUUGGAAAGGUCUGUUGCCACGGGGAGCUUAGAGGACUGUAGAAGCCAGAAGUCAAGGGCCCCGUUUUGCUGGUGGGCUGUUGACGUGACGUUGGGGAUCCUGUUUGCUGUUUUGCUGGGCGCCUCCCACUCUUUCUGUGUCUUUUCUAUACACGAGAACUUGCUGUGGUUCUCUCACCUGAAGGAAGUUGAGCGUGAAAUCUCCUUCCGAACCGAAUGCGGCCUGUACUACUCCUACUACAAACAGAUGAUCCAGGCCUCCUCCAUCGAGCAAGGGCUGUUAGAACUCAUCUACGAUAACAAGACUGAGUCCAGGAGGACCAUAAACGUCUUACAGCGGAUGAACAUAUACCAGGAGGUGUUCCUGAGCAUCCUCUACAGGCUUCUGCCAGUCCAGGAAUACUUAGAGCCGAUAUAUUUCUACAUCUACACCGUCUUCUCCCUGCAAGCUCUCUACGUCACUUCGCUCUAUGCCACCAGCUGGUUCCUGAGUGACUCUUGGCUGGCCGGUGCUCUCACUGCAUCGUGGUACAUCCUCAACAGGAUAGACACCACGCGUGUGGAGUUCACCAUCUCACUGAGGGAGAACUGGUCUCUGCCCUUCUUUGCACUGCAAGUGGCCUCCAUCACGUACUACCUGAGACCCCAGCUGAAGCCACUUCAGCAGAGAGCCGUGCUUCUGCUGGUCUUCCUCUCCACGCUCUGGUUCUCCCUCACCUGGCAGUUCAACCAGUUCAUCCUGCUUGUCCAAGCUCUCGGACUCUUUGUCCUCGACUGCCUCGACCUCAUCUCUCCCGACAAGGUGGCGCGCCUGUACGUGGUCCAGUUGAGCAGCCUUCUGGUGGUGUGGCUCCUGCAGUUCUGCAACCCCAUGCUGUUGGGCUCCCUGGCUGUCAGCUUCCUCGUCUCCACGCUCCUGGUCAAGCGCUUCCAGGCGGGCUUAAAGCGCGGAGGUCCGCUCUCGCGGCUGGCCAGGCUGGUUCUCGGCGGUCUCCUGGUGCUGGCCCUAACCUUCACCAUUAAUUUUUUAACAAAGAAAUCCCUGCAGCUCCGAUCCGAUGAACAUAUUUAUAAGUUUGUAAAGGCAAAAUUCGGCUUGGGGUCAACAAGAGACUUUGAUGCCAAGCUGUACCUGUGUGAGGAGGCCUUCGGCCUGUUGCCUCUGGACACGUUUGACCGUUUGGCUGGGACACUGGUGCUCUACCCCUACCUGUGCGCCACCAGCGUCCUCCUGGCUGUCCUGCUGUUCAUCGCCCUGAGGAAUCUCAUAGGUUCUCAGAGCGAGGCGGACCAGCACACGCUGGGCUUGCGUCCGGACGUGGCGUACAACUUGCUGCACACGGUCCUCUUUGGCCUCCUGGCCUAUAGCACCAUGAGGAUGAAGUAUCUGUGGACUGGUCACAUGUGCGCCUUCGCUGCUUACGGCCUGUGCGGGCGGGAGCUGUGGGAUAUCUGCCUGAGGACACUUUGCUGCCACACCCCAGCCAAGUUAAGGCUCAUCCGGUACGCUGCUCCCGUCUCCGUGCUGAUCUUCCUUUACUUUAAGUUCUGGCCCAAAGUGACGGAGGAACUUUCAGAACUGAGGGAGUUCUACGACCCCGACACUGUGGAGCUGAUGACCUGGAUCAGCUCCAAGACCCCCGUGGGGGCUGUGUUUGCCGGCAGCAUGCAGCUCCUGGCUGGCAUCAAGCUCUGUACUGGGAGGAGCCUGACCAACCACCCGCACUAUGAGGACCAAGCGCUGCGGGAGAGGACACGGGAGGUAUACCAGAUCUAUGCCCGGCAGUCGCCUGGGGCUGUGUACCGGACGCUGCAGGCAGUGGGAGCUGACUAUGUGGUCCUGGAGGACAGCAUCUGCUACGAGCGUCGGCACGGGCGCGGCUGCCGUCUACGUGACCUCCUGGAUGUGGCCAAUGGGCACAUCAUGGACGACGCUGGUGAGAAUGAGCCCGACCUUAUACAGGCACCUCAUCCCCGCUUCUGCGUGGCCAUCAAAGCUGACGACCCAGCCUACACCAAGCUCUUCAAGCGUGUCUUCCAGAACAAGACAUUCCAUGUGUACAAGUUGCGGAAGAGGAAGCCUCGAUCGGUGGGCGGCAGCACCGGUGCCGAUGUGUAAGCGGACCAGGCCGGCACCGUGACACUGUGCCGGCUCGCUCCCCUCCUCUCCGCAUUCCUCAUGCCCACAGAAACGGCGGGGAUGACUCACUGGCCAACACGCCCGCGGCAUAGCUGUGGAAAUCGAUUAAGGGUGGUGAACUGGGAGCUGCGUGAUUACUCCUCCAUUCACCCUCAUUCUCAGAACUCUAAAAAAAAAAAAGCCCUGAUAUUCUGACAAUGAUUGGAACUCUCCACGGAAAUUACUGGUGCAGUCCAUCUCAUCAAAGAGAUGGUGCUGGGGGCUGCCUCUCUGAAUCUCCCCGUGUAAUGAAUACUUUAUUAGUGACACCUAUCAAUUGCUUUCCACUCUUGUCGUUUGAAGUUUGUUUAUUGAAAUAAAAUACUGGAUUUGAUUGAAA
Paramormyrops kingsleyae is the source of this 3803-nucleotide messenger RNA. RefSeq names its product dpy-19 like C-mannosyltransferase 3 (gene dpy19l3). NCBI's taxonomy places the organism in Eukaryota, Metazoa, Chordata, Actinopteri, Osteoglossiformes, Mormyridae. Gene Ontology annotation, cellular component: nuclear inner membrane. The record is from RefSeq and is a predicted model, not a curated record. Gene Ontology annotation, molecular function: mannosyltransferase activity.